This is a messenger RNA of Drosophila eugracilis, 4434 nucleotides long. It is a transcript of the gene Eps-15, whose product is annotated as epidermal growth factor receptor substrate 15-like 1. The record is from RefSeq and is a predicted model, not a curated record. The transcript is spliced from 12 exons. Gene Ontology annotation, molecular function: calcium ion binding; cadherin binding. Bases 281 to 4066 code for a protein of 1261 amino acids. NCBI's taxonomy places the organism in Eukaryota, Metazoa, Arthropoda, Insecta, Diptera, Drosophilidae. Gene Ontology annotation, biological process: endocytosis; endosomal transport. Gene Ontology annotation, cellular component: plasma membrane; clathrin coat of coated pit; cytoplasm.
GGUCACACUAUCCGCCGUGCACAAAAAAGCAAAUUUAUUUAAGCGUUUUAAAAUUCAAGUUUACCUAAAAUCCGGGCCGCAAUGCGCCAAGCUCACCUGUAAGUGGCUUCAGCAAGCGUCGUCGCAGGUGCACAGGUGCGAGGCAGAAGGUUUCCGCGAUCGCUGACUCAGACCAGCACAUCCGCCCCGUGUGGAGAAAAAUCGAUUUUGUGAUAACAGGCUUAGGCUUACGCGUUUUCGCAUUGCUAGUCGAAGUCAAGUGACUAGUGGACACCGUAUCAUGAAUGUGAAUGUGGACUUUGCGAAGGUGUGCAGCAAGCACAUAGGCGUCUACGAGGCCUACUACAAACAAAUUGACCCCAAAGCCACCGGGGCAAUUGAGGCCAUGACGGCGGCCAAGUUCCUGAAGAAGUCUGGCCUCAGCGACGUAGUGCUAAGCAGGAUCUGGGAUCAGUCCGAUCCGCACGGUAAGGGCUUUCUGGACAAGCCGGGAUUUUUUGUAGCCCUCAAAUUGGUGUCUCUGUCGCAGGCUGGCCAGGUGGCUAACAUGAACAACAUCUAUCUGGACACUGCCAACCCGCCGAAGGUGGGUGAACUACCAAAAACAAUGCCGUCGCGCAUUCAGACUGUGCCGGUGUCCAGCGGUGGAGUAGCCAAUGGAGAUUGGUCUAUCGGAGUGAUCGACCGCCUAAAGUACGAACAGCUGUUCGAGUCGCUGAGUCCGUACAACGGCAUGCUGCCGGGAAACAAGGUCAAGGGCGUUCUAAUGGACUCCAAGCUGCCCAUGAACAUACUGGGUACCAUUUGGGACCUCGCCGACCAGGACAAGGACGGCAAUCUGGACAAACAUGAGUUUGUGGUAGCCAUGCACUUGGUCUACCAGACGCUGCAGAAGCGCACCAUUCCCAGCGUGUUACCGCCCGAGCUGCGGAAGCCCGGAGGCGCAGGACCGCCACCCAAGCCCGCUAUGCCUCCGCCACCAGCUGCAGCUGCCAUGCCGCGUGCUCCCAGCGGCGAAGGAUUCGGAGACGGCGGAUUUGUGGCCAACUUCCCUAAGGACAUAGGUCCGCCGGCGGCUAUUCCGCCGCUCCCAGUGGCCGUGCCACCAAUGACGCGCAUUCCUCCGGUUGGUGCAGUCAGCUCCCAGCCACUGAUCCAGACGGACCCUCUGAUACCAAUCGGUGCUCCGCCCUCUGUGACGGCGAACGCCGAUUGGGUGGUCACCCCGGCAGAGCUGAAGCGCUUCGAAGAGAUCUUUCGUCAGUCGGAUCUAGACAAGGACGGUCUGGUAUCUGGGCUUGAAGUGAAAGAUAUCUUUAUCAAGUCGGGUAUACCGCAGCGCAGCCUGGCAGACAUUUGGGCUCUCUGCGACACUAACCAAUCCGGAAAGCUGACUGUUGAGCAAUUCGCCCUGGCCAUGUGGUUCGUGGAGCGAAAGCAGCGCGGGGUGGAUCCGCCCCAUGUGCUUAACGCCAAUAUGGUUCCGCCUUCAAUGCGCGCCACAGUUUCCGGAGUGGACCUGCAGCCGCAGGAGGUGAAGCCCACUUAUUCGAACCCAGAGCUAGAGAUGAUAUCCAAGGAGAUUGAGGAAUUGGCCCGCGAGCGCCGUGUUUUGGAGACGGAGAUUGCUCAGAAAGAGGCGGAUGUUCGCGUUAAGAACGGUGAAGUGCGCAGUCUGCAGAGUGAAUUGGACACUCUAACCGCUACGCUGAAACAAUUGGAGAACCAGCGAGGAGAGGCGCAAAAGCGACUGGACGAUCUUCAGGCUCAAGUAAACCACAAUACGGCCGUGCUGGCCAACGUAAGUCUUGACAUAUCGCGCACCAACGAACAGGUGACAAAGAUCCGUGACCAGUGCCACAUGCAAGAGGAGACCAUUAACGAGCAGGAAGGUGAGCUGAACGCAAAGCGCUCGGAGCUGCAAAAGCUGAAGGACGAGGAGACGUCUUUGCAAAAGGAGUACGACGACAACAAUCGCGAGCUCUCCAAGCUGACUAAUCACCUGCAGGCUACCCAAUUACAAAUCAGCUCGGUACGAUCGAUGGUCACCCAACUGUUGGAGACGCAACGCCAAAUGACCGAUGCGCUGCUCAUUUGCCGGGCUGCGAUGGAGAACCAAAACGCUGACCUCGUCUCUGAAUACCAGCUAAAGAUCGAGCCAGACUUCGACGAGGCUCGCAAGACGCUGACCAAAGAAGUGCAAAUGCCCAAGGAAGAUCCCUUCGAAGAGAACAACAGCGGGGUUGCCAAUCAAGCAACCAACGGUUUUGCAAGCGAUCCUUUCUCUGGUCAGCAGCCCAGCAAGCCAGCGAUUGCCACAGGCUUCGAUGACAGCUUCAACAUGACCUCGGGCUUUGAUAGUGGCUUCGAUGCCUUUGGUCAAAGCGGAGCAGGCUCAUCAUUUGGUCAGACUCAGCGUGAUCCUUUCGGAUCGGAUGCCUUCGCGGCCAAUAAAAGCAGCGCAGUCACUCCUGAGCCCGGAAAAGACGACUUUGGCAGCGAUCCGUUUGCUGCCUUGCAUGCGCCUACCGGGCAAGGUCAGGUGCUCAGUCCCAACGCCCAGAAGUCAGGUCCGCCGCCAAGGCCAGAGUCUCCUAGUCCAGCACUGCCGCCAAAGAAGUCUAAGGUGCCGCCCCCACGACCAGCCCCACCACGAGCUGCCCAGCCCGCGAGUGGUUUUGGAAGUGGCGGCGGUGGCGGAGGAGGAUUCGCUGAUUUUGACGACUUCGACAAUAAGCUCCACAACAUUCCAAGCACGACCACGGCCACGCCCCAGUCCCUGCCCCCCGUCACUCUGCCGCCCCCGAUUCCGGUCUCCAGUGGAUCGUCAUUGCUUGACAGCAUCUCGCUAUUCGACGAUCCCGGCCAGAUCCGUAGCCAGGCGGUUAGCACACCUAAUCCCACACCCACCACCGCCCCCACCGUACACUCCCUGCGCCCAACAUCGUCAUCCACACCAGCAGUCUCACCCUCGGUAUUAGCAUCUGUAUCAGCAUCACCAGUGGCAUUGGUAUCGGGAACGGGAGCGGGAGGAGCCCCCUCUAGUAGCACCAUCAUCACCACCGCCCCCAGCUCGAAUAACCAGCAAUUGUCGCGUUCCAAUACACCGCUGCAGAAUCAGAGCACUAUAGCAUUCGGAUUGGCGCCGAAGGCGGAACCUUGUGUCUUUGCUGCCUUUGAAGAGAGUGCCAGCCGAAAGGCUCCGACUCCCAGUCUUAUUACCGGGCCUACGGAUUUUAAGGACGAUCCCUUCAAGGACUAUCGUUAUGAGGACCCCUUCAGCAUUAAGGAUCCCUUUGCCGAUGAUGAAGAGGAAGAGCCAUCAAGAGUAAAGGGAGCUGGUCAAAAGAAGAACUUUGCCGAGGACUUUAGCUCGGAGGAUGAGAUGGGAUCCGCAGCCAAAACCCUAAGCAACAUUGUGAACAACAACAACAUAAAGGCAAAGGCAACCACGCCCCUGAACAACGAUCUGCUGCAGCAGUUCGACGCCUUCAACUUGAACUCCAGUCCAGCGCCAUCGCAUCACUCGAACACUUCGCACCACUCCAACUCCAAGCCCAACCAAAAUCAGAAGUCUCAGGAGGCGCUGGACGCGUUCGCUGAUUUCGGCGACUUUGCGGCUAAGUUGGCAACAACUGGCGGAUCUGGAACUGGAACAACGACAACAACCACUAGCAAUACGAAACUUAACGAUUCCUUCUUCGAUGCAUUUAACGACAACUUCAGUGUCAACGAAACCUCAUCGGUGACCACUGGUGUAGUCAGGCCCAACGAUCAAAAGGCACAGGCCAAAGCUUUCGACGCUUUUAAUGACAACUUCGAAGACGACUUCAAGCCGGGCCACAAUUUUGCCAAGUUCGAAGCCUUCGAGGCUCACAACUUCUCAAGUGACUUUGGGAAUUCAUCCUUCGAGACGACAGGCAAGGAUAAGCAAAACGGGCAGGUGGCCAAAAAGGAUCAAAACAAGGAGUUGGCCAAGGACAAGUUCGCGGCGGACUACUCCAAGCCAGAGAGUUUCGACGCUGAUUUAGAGGAAGCGCUGAAGCGCAGCGUGAUGGACAACUAGAUUAUAUGACCUUAGCGGGUGGUGCAAGCAGAUGAUUGUGAUUGAUCCAUGAGAUAUGAUGACACAAUGACAAAUCUAAUGUUCUCUCUAUUCGCACUCGAUCCGAUAUUUAGUGUUAGUAUUUUGUUUCCGCUUCGAUCAAGACAUCAUGGGACUAUAAAUCCUACCAUGAUAUUUACUGCGUACUCCUUGUGCUCAAAGAUUCCAGCGAAUAGAGAAUUUCAACGGAGUCGCAGCUGGCAUUAAAAGCUACAUGCUAUAUACAAUAAUAUAUAAUUUCGCGUAACCACAUACUCGUAGAGCCUAAAUAUGUUGCGAUUUAACCUGUACCAAAACCCUAUGAAUAAACGUAUGAAAUAACAUCAUCA